Drosophila melanogaster (fruit fly) is the source of this 906-nucleotide messenger RNA. It is a transcript of the gene SdhC, whose product is annotated as succinate dehydrogenase, subunit C. The transcript is spliced from 2 exons. The coding region runs from base 51 to 566 and encodes 171 amino acids. NCBI's taxonomy places the organism in Eukaryota, Metazoa, Arthropoda, Insecta, Diptera, Drosophilidae. Gene Ontology annotation, cellular component: mitochondrion; membrane. The record is from RefSeq and is marked reviewed. Gene Ontology annotation, biological process: tricarboxylic acid cycle; mitochondrial electron transport, succinate to ubiquinone. Gene Ontology annotation, molecular function: electron transfer activity.
GCAGUCAGUGUACGGUCCCAUCAAUACAAGUUCGAGUGAAAAACAGGGAAAUGUAUGCACUCUCCAGUUCUUUGAUCCGCUCUCCGGCGCUGCGCCAGGGCCUCCAGAUGGCCGCUGCCAGCCGCCCGGUAUCGAUGAAGGUGGUUUCCGUGGCCGAAACCCAGAAGGACGAGUCGUUCUUCGAGAAGAACGAGCGCUUGGGCAGGGAGCUGUCGCCCCAUCUGACCAUCUACCAACCGCAGCUGACCUCCAUGCUCUCGAUCUGUCACCGCGGCACAGGAUUGGCCCUGGGUGUGGGUGUUUGGGGUCUGGGAUUGGGCGCUCUGAUCUCGUCCCACGACAUUAGCCACUAUGUGACCAUGGUGGAGGGCCUCCAGCUGAGUGGCGCCACUCUGACCGCCCUCAAGUUUAUCAUCGCCUAUCCGGCUGGCUAUCACACCGCCAAUGGUAUUAGGCAUCUCCUCUGGGACACCGGACGGUUCCUGAAGAUCAAGGAGGUUUACUCCACCGGUUACGCAAUGGUCGCCACCUCUUUCGUGCUAUCCGCUAUCUUGGCCCUGCUCUAAGUCCAAGACCCCAGCUAAACCUAUUACAUUUUAGUGCGAACACUGUGUGAAAAUUGUUAUAUACUAAAUACAUGUAGUGUGUAUAUUUAUAAAGGUGUUUGUUGUGUUACGCAAUCCAUUUUGUUGCUUUGGGCGUGCUGCAUACGUUUGUUGUGCGCUGCAAUUUGCACGGUGUGCGUGUUUUUAACGAUUUCGGUGAUUUGUAGAGUGAAUUCAGUGUGGAGGCCGGUUAAAUAGACAUCUUGCGGUCCAUUGACAGCGAAAUCAAGUAUACGCCCCGAACAAGCGAUUUCCGAUAGCAGAAUAUUACUUACAUGCGCCCAAAAGUAGGGAAUACUUU